Symbiodinium sp. CCMP2592 is the source of this 1401-nucleotide messenger RNA. NCBI's taxonomy places the organism in Eukaryota, Dinophyceae, Suessiales, Symbiodiniaceae. The record is from the annotation of a GenBank genome assembly.
AUGCAACUGGCAACUCCUCUGAUCCAAGGAGCCUCGAUUGGCUGCCUCCCCGCUUUGGAAUGCUGUGCGUGCAUCCUAUGGCUACUCGCUUGGUGUUGUCUCACCAAGCUGGUCUCUGGCGAGCCCAGCCCGUACAUCUUGUGCUUGAGCGCGGCGGUCCAUGUCCGAGUACCGCCCCCUUUGGGGCAAGGGCUGCCGCUGCCGGACUUCCUGUUGAUCUAUCUCACAGGUCAUAGCACUUUCUAUGCUUGCUGCUUCGGAGGCCUGUUCUGGUGGAGUUCCUCCUCCUGGCGGCUUUGUUGGCUCCUGGCCUCGUUCUUCUGCUUGCUGGCCACAGGGCGCCGGCGGUGGGCGCUCUCCCGGCUCCCCACCGUGUCGUCGGAGUCAUUGAGGGCUCUGAGACCCUCGCAGCCGAUGCUCACUCUGCUCCAUCCGUAUUUGUACUACUUUCUCUCGGAGCUGCCAGGGGCAUCAGAGGUUGUCCGCAUCGAGAGGAUGGAUCCACCAAGCCUGCGCAUGCCCAUCGAUGUUUGGCGCAGUUCUGCAGACCUGCCUUCACGACCCGUGCUCUUCCUGAUCCAUGGCGGUGCAUGGCGAGGAGGAGAAGCGCGGUGCUCACCGCAGGCCCCCGUUCUUCAAGCUCUGGCAUCUUCCGGCUUCCUCGUUGUGAGCUGCGAGUAUCGUCGCUUGCCAGGCACGCAGUGGCCCAUGCAGCUGGAGGACUGUGAGGCGGCCUUCAAGUGGCUCCAAGACGAGGCGGCCACUCUGGGAGCUGACCUCUCCAAGGUCUCCAUAGCCGGCACCUCUGCUGGGGGACACAUCGCUGCUCUUCUCCUGGCCCGGAUGCUGAACGAGCGGAGCGAGAACGCCGAGCACGGCAUCAGAGUCACUGCCAUGCUGCUCUUCUACCCGGCCUUGGAUCCUGCCGAUCGCACCGGCAACACGGUUUGCUCCCCCUUCUCCUGCUCUUGCUUGGGUGUGAGGCGCGGGAUGAGCUUUCUGGCGUGGUACUUUGAGAAGUUUGUUCUGCAGGACCGCCAGCUUUGGCCGUCCGCAGAGCCCUUGGGGCUCCUCGAAUCGGCUAGCCAGGAGGUUGCCGCAGUGUGGCCGCCGACCCUGAUCAUUCACGGAGAGAUGGACGGCGUCGUUCCUGUGGAGCAUAGCCGCUCCUUCUUGGCAUCCCUGGGCGCAGCGAGCGCAGGCGGCAGCUGCGAAUCAGACACUGGAGGUGAGGAGAGCGGUCGCAGAUUCAGAAGUGUGGACAGGCUCUUGGUCGUGCCCCUCGCCCGCCACGUUUUCGAAAUCGCCGCUGGCGAUCUGGCUAGCGCGUCGUACGAUGCAGCCAUCGGUUGGCUAUCCCAGGUGCAGGACAGGUGUCAGAAAAGAAGUGUCGCGGAGUGA